Vicia faba (fava bean) is the source of this 357-nucleotide messenger RNA. The record is from the annotation of a GenBank genome assembly. NCBI's taxonomy places the organism in Eukaryota, Viridiplantae, Streptophyta, Magnoliopsida, Fabales, Fabaceae.
AUGUUUGCGGGAAAUUUAUGCAAUUCAAGAUGGUGUAUGGCAAGCCAAUCAUGGAUCGAGUCCAUGAGUACGAGAAUCUGGUGGCAGAUAUCUGCUGAAGGGAUGAAGAUGUGUGAAGUCCUCCAGGCCAACUUUCUGAUCGAGAAGCUUCUUGAUUCCUGGUCCAACUACCGCAACCAACAGAAGCACAAGAAGAAAGAUUUAAAUCUUCUCGAACUAGUUAACCACAUGAAUAUUGAAUUGGCGAAUCGCCUCAAAGAUAAGCAUGUUCCUAAAGUUUCUGAUAAUUUAGUUAAGGCUAGUGUUGUGGAGUCUUCUGAAAAUGUUGACAGGUUCAAGAAGGACAAAAAAGGCUAA